AUGUUUGCAAGUAGUGGAGGUGUUCAGGAUAACUUCCUUCCUCACCAAAACAAAAAUGUAAAUCCUCCAUCUUCCUCUUCUUUGCAACCUUUGUAUCGCCGACUUUUCCAUUUUACAACUACCCCAAGCCAUCUUGCCAAACCUUUCCCCUCGGCCUCUCCCAACGGUCCCGCCAUCUAUACCAGUCAAGACUGUUUGCGAGAUCGACGACUUAAACUAAAUCAUACAAAAAAUAAAGAUUUACUCUUACAACAGCAGAUACUGACUCUAAAACCAACAAAAAGUCCAUUCAAUGACUCUGUUAGUCCCAUUACUCGGCCCCAACAAGCACAUAUGCGACCUGAUACAAGUCCUGUCCGUGAGGAAACCUUACACCUAAGCGAGGAAGAAAAAGAAUACAAGCAAAGUACUUCUGCUUCUGCCGAUGCUGAAAAUGAAAAGACAUUUGUCUCUGAGGAAGAAGAAGAAGAAGAAGAAGAAGAAAAAAUAAAGGGAAAUAACCAAAUUGAAUCACAACAAAAACUGGUUAUGCCAGCAUCACCAGCUAAAGCAGUAGUUCUGGAUUCUCCAAGAAGCCCCUUAACAUUAUCUGAUAGUACCGGCUCUCUAAGUGGAAUCUUGAUAGCUAAUUCUCUCGAGACUUCUCCUGUGAGUAGUACCAGUAGCUCGGUGAGCAACGCUUUAGUGAACACUACAACAAGUCACAUUUCAGGAGGUAAUAAUAAUGACAAUUCUCUUAGUAGCAUUGAUCGAGGGUCUCCGAAACAGCGCAAGAAGCGAGACACUGAUAUUUCAACAGUUUCAUCCUCUUUACCUACAACAAAUUUUUUCAAGAGAUUGUCAAUGCCACAAAUGAGUCCAUUUUCUAUUGGGUUUGAAAUGGAUAAAGAGGAAGAAGGAAAGAGAAAAACAAGCGAUGCGACAAAAUCAGAACUCGAAACUAGUCUACUACUACCAAAACUAGGUUGGACCGCAAGUAGAGAAAAAGAAAGAAAAAAAAAAAAAGGAGAAGGUGCAACAGUUGUAGAAGAAACAACUGCGGCUCCAUUAAAGUUACGGGAAGAAACCUCUGCGCAGAUCUUUGCGCCAGAACCUGUUUCAGAUUCAGUACCAGAGUCAGUUCGAGGGUCGGUUCCAGAGUCGGUUCCAGAAUCUGUUCCAGAGUUUGUUGAUGAGCAUAAUAAUAAUAAUAAUGAGGACCUUGUUGAAGAAUCCAAGAAUGCUAAGAUUCUUUGGAAUGAAGAAAUUCCUCAACAGUCCACCACCCAGCAAACCACGCUAGCAAAACUGGCUGUGGAGACACUGCCAAAGAUAGUUAGCGCUCAGAGCCCGGAGUCACUACUAGUUCCGUUGAAUGUGUCCCAGCAACAAGACCAGCAGCAACAAGAAUGUCAACAUAAACAACAUCAACAACAAAAACAACAACAACAACAAAAGACAGAAUCUUUUUUAAUUUUACAGAAACCUGCGCCAACCGUCAAGUCUCAAGUUAAUCAAACACCAUCUGUGACGGAUUGUCCAUCCGCCUCAUCUGUGCAGACAAAAAUCUCAACAACACCUGCAACAGCUACUUUGACAAAUAUUUCACCUACAAUUAACAACUCUACCAUCAUCAACAAUACCACACCUUCAAAAGCAAUGUCAUCUGAACCAAAGAAAAAACCUCGACGUAAUUUGGGAUUACUGUCGCGUCUAUUAUCAUCAUCUUCAUCAAACAGCCACAACAAUGGAGGCAACUCGCGAUCUGUGCAUAAAACAUCUUCUUUAUCAUCACUCAAGUCUGCAAUGUCCAUUCCACUGACAGUCACGAAAUCUUCACCUCUCAAUUUUUUUUCAAAUAAAAAACAACAAAACACUGGUGCCACAACUCCACCAUCACCUACACCAAGCUCUCUGAGUGCAGAAAGUAGUAUCAGUGGUGGGAGUUCCAAGAGCUUAGGAAGUGCGCGUAGUUCUCGCAGUGGGAACAGCAGCAGUAGUCUAAGCACGCUUUUCAGUGCGUCGUCAUCUGGAAGCACAGGAGCGUCAUCUCUUGGAUCAGGGGGAAGUGGUGGUCUUCGUCGAGCUAGUAGCUUGAGCAAACGGAAACAAGCCAAUGGAGCAUUGGGACUGAGAGCAGGCGGCAAAGAUUCCGAUGGUGGAGGUUCUCCUAAAAUGGUAACAAUGGGGACUAUGUAUGCGGACCGGAUGGAUGCGUUGCGGCGAGAACGGGAAAGACAACAGCAAGUGAACCGGCAGAUUGCGAUGCAAAGCCGGGCACGGAUGGUAAUUCAGCAGCGGCAACAAAAUUUCCAGCAGCAGCAGCAGUAUAGUUGUUCCCAACAAUAUCCUCAGCAAAUGUUUCGAAGCCCAUCAAUGUUACAGUUAGAAGCUGGGCGGCAGUCGAUGUAUGGUAGUAGCUAUUACCGAGGUAAUUCAGGAGUUCCUAAACUGCGCAACUUGACUGGAUGUGGAAGUAGUGGUAGUGGCAGUGGUAGUAGUAGUUGUGGUAGCAGCAUACGAGAUGGGGGUCGUGGUGAAAAAUUGGCUGGGGGGAAUGGAGCGAGUGUUGGGACACGGAUGUCUUCAUUGUCGAUGUUUGAGUUUGAUUCCAUUAAAGAGGAAGAUGAGAUUGAUGAGCUGCGUAAGAGUUGGAAAGGAGGACUUAAUAAUGUUUGUGGAUCAGCAGGUUUGUGUGCUGGUGGUGAAGAAGAAGAUGGAGAUGAAUAUAAUGGAGCUUUGGAUUACUAUGUUUUAGGGUCUAUGGGUGCUGGUAAUGGUAAUGGUAAUAAAAAGCCAGCCGCGCCAGAUGUAUCAGCCGCAUAUAAAUUACAGCUUCAUAUGACGGGUGGUAACAAAUCGAGUGAUUCUUUAAGCAGUGAUGAUGAUGAUGAUGAUGACUUUGAUGAUUCGGUAUUUGUGGAUGCUUUAACUGGGAUUCCCGGAGAAUGUUGA
Messenger RNA from Magnusiomyces paraingens, 2934 nucleotides. RefSeq lists its product as uncharacterized. The transcript has a single exon. Bases 1 to 2934 code for a protein of 977 amino acids. Lineage: Eukaryota; Fungi; Ascomycota; Dipodascomycetes; Dipodascales; Dipodascaceae. Gene Ontology annotation, cellular component: nucleus. Gene Ontology annotation, molecular function: transcription cis-regulatory region binding. Gene Ontology annotation, biological process: regulation of transcription by RNA polymerase II. The record is from RefSeq and is a predicted model, not a curated record.